GUAAUGAGCAGUCACAGGUUGGGAUCAGGCAGAAGCGUAGUCGAGAACAAGCCAAGGUCGGUAAUGAGCGGUCGCAGGUUGGGAUCAGGCAGAAGCGUAGUCGAGAACAAGCCAAGGUUGGUAAUGAGCAGUCGCAGGUUGGGAUCAGGCAGAAGCGUAGUCGGGAACAAGCCAAGGUCGGUAAUGAGCAGUCUCAGGUUGGGAUCAGGCAGAAGUGUAGUCGAGAAGAAGCCAAGGUCAGUAAGGAGCAGUCGCAGGUUGGGAUCAGGCAGAAGCAUAGUCGAGAAGAAGCCAAGGUCGGUAAGGAGCAGUCGCAGGUUGGGAUCAGGCAGAAGCGUAGUCCAGAACAAGCCAAGGUCGGUAAGGAGCAGUCGCAGGUUGGGAUCAGGCAGAAGUGUAGUGGAGAACAAGCCAAGGUCAGUAAUGAGCAGUCGCAGGUUGGGAUUGGGCAGAAGUGUAGUCGAGAACAAGCCAAGGUCGGUAAGGAGCAGUCGCAGGUUGGGAUCAGGCAGA
Molecule: messenger RNA, 513 nt
Organism: Staurois parvus
Lineage: Eukaryota; Metazoa; Chordata; Amphibia; Anura; Ranidae
Source: the annotation of a GenBank genome assembly